Messenger RNA from Rhizophagus irregularis DAOM 181602=DAOM 197198, 719 nucleotides. RefSeq lists its product as uncharacterized. The record is from RefSeq and is a predicted model, not a curated record. NCBI's taxonomy places the organism in Eukaryota, Fungi, Glomeromycota, Glomeromycetes, Glomerales, Glomeraceae.
UUUUUUUUUUGAAAAAAAAAAUGAACGGUUUUCCGGAAGGAUGGUUUUAUAUAAAGUCUCAAACGAAUAAUCAUGUACUUGAACCACAUUGUCUUUCCGUAAAUUCUGGUGCAAGAAUUGUUACUAGUAAACAAAGAUUUGGUUUUGAUGCGGAUAGUCAGCUUUGGAAAUAUGAUAAUGGGUACAUCGUUAAUAAAGCCUCCGGAAAAGUAUUGGAUAUCGAAAAAGGUUAUAUUCGAACGUUUCACAGAACGCAUUUAUGUCAAUGGGAUCGUAAACCAUUAACAGAAGCAUCAAAUCAACAAUGGACUUUCCUACCAGGUGGAUUUAUUUCACCUACUGCUCAUAAAGGAUACGUGAUACAUUUACAUGGUCAUUUUUAUAGAUCGAAACAUGAUAUCUGUCAAAUUUUAUUACAUCAAAUUAAAGACGAAGAUGGUCGUAAACAAACUUGGUAUUUUGAACCUGAACAAAGUCAACCAAAAAUACUUUCUCCUCCAAUUCCAAAAGAAUAUCCCGAGUAUUUUAUUAAUAGUAUAAAAAAUCACUAUUGAAGAAUAAGUGUUUUUUAAUAGACAUUCAUAUUUGUAAUUUAGAUAUUAUUUUAAUUAAUUUUUUAUAUAUAUAUGUAUACAAUUACAAAAUCAUAUUGGUUAAUAUUAAUUACAUUAUUCAUAUUAUUCAUAUUAUUCAUAUAUUUAAUAAUACACAUCAUAUUU